GCAAACGGCGACUACCUGCGCGCGUAUCGGGAGUGUUUUUGCGCGACUCCUUAUCGAAAUGCAUCCAAUGCGAUAUCUUCGCAGCGAAAGCCCAUAGAAAACAGUGCAUAAAAUCCUCAGCAUGGAGCUGUUCAACUGGUUCGAUCUGAUAUCCGUGACUCUGACGUUUCUCGUGAUUCUGUUGGUGCAAGUGUUGAAUGUGUAUUUGCACAUACUGGACGAUAAUAGCGCGGGUGGUGCCAAGACAAUCGAUGUCGUUGACAAAGCCCUGGAAAGGGAACCUGUGAUGGUGCUAGAGGCGCCCAACACGCCCAACACGCCCAACACGCCCAACCGAAACUCGACUUCGACUCCCACAACACUCAGCAAAAAUGGCAAGCUGGAGAAGCAAACGAGUUUGCUGGACAGCGAUAGUGGCAUCUCAUUGAGCUCCAUGUACACCUCAGCAACGACAGCGACCACGGCGGCAGCCACGGCCAACUCAUCUCCAACACACCGAACCCCAAAUGGUUUCCUCUCGCACACGCUCAGUUUCGAGACUCUGGGCGAUGAGUACCACGAGGAUGAGGACACAUUGUCGCUGGAGAAUCUGUUUCCGUGCGACCAAACCGAGAUCUACGCCUCCCGCAAGAUCAGCUUCAUCAUCGACGAGCUCAUCCAGACGGAGGUCAACUAUGUGAACAACCUGAAGAAGGGUCUGGCCAACUAUGGCAGCCUGGACACAAUCGACGAACUGCCCGAAGGCCUGCGCGGUGAGCAGCGCCAGCAGCUGCUCCUGGGCAAUGUCUCCGAGAUUCUGGAGCUGCACGAGCGGGAGAUUCUGCCACUGAUGCUGCGCAAUCAACGCGAUCUGAAGGGUCUCUUUGAUGAGUUUGCCGCGCACUUUGAGAAAAACAACUUUUACUGCUACGUAAGCUUCACCAUGGGCAAGAAAUCUUCCAUGCAGCUGCGUCAGGAACAUCGCGAAUGGCUGCAGACCUAUCAAAGCACAAUAAAAGACAAGCUGGGCAUCGACAGUUUCCUGGUGCAGCCCAUACAAAGACUGACCAGAUAUCCAUUGCUGCUGCAGCAAUUCAUAUCGGAAUUCUACAAGAGUGGCAUCAGCUGCAAGCCCGUGCUGAGCUCCGUUUGCAAGUUGGAGACGCGCAUGCGUCGCGCUCUGGAUGUGGUCAAUCAGGCCGAGGAGAUACCCAACAUUGAUGAGCUGCAUGAGCUGGACCUGCUGCAGCUGGGCAACUUCCGACGUGCCACAGAGUUCGAUGCUCAGCACUUUCCCACACGCAAGAAAUACCGCGCCAAGAUCUUCCUCUUCGACCGGUGCCUGGUGUGCACCGAGGUGCGCAAGAAGCGGCUCGCCUACCGCCAGCACUACCACUGGGAGCACGUGGAGCUGCAGCGUCCGCUGGAGGGCAGUGCGUCCAAUGCCAACAAGAUCAUCAAUCUGCUGGUCAAGCAGCAGGACAAGGACAAGCCGGGCAGCGGCGCCAGUGCCAGUGGCAGUGGCAAGCGCGAGGAGUUCUCCUUUGUGGCCGCCGAGGCGUCUGUGGUGAAGCAAUGGCUGCACGCCACCCACAAGAUCAUCGAAAUUGCCCGCAACGAGCACGCCCAGCGGAACACCUUCAGCCUGCCCAUGGAUCUGGUGCUGGGAGUCGGUCUGGCCAUCUGGCUGAUAUGGCAAUACUUGUAGAUAGAUCAAUCCUAAUUCCUAUUCCCCAUCCUCACACAACUCUAGAUCAUAGAUUUACGAUAUAGGAAUAAAACUAAGUUAUUUCGUA
This is a messenger RNA of Drosophila guanche, 1775 nucleotides long. Its product is annotated as triple functional domain protein. Gene Ontology annotation, cellular component: cytoplasm. Gene Ontology annotation, molecular function: guanyl-nucleotide exchange factor activity. Lineage: Eukaryota; Metazoa; Arthropoda; Insecta; Diptera; Drosophilidae. The coding region runs from base 122 to 1687 and encodes 521 amino acids. The record is from RefSeq and is a predicted model, not a curated record. Gene Ontology annotation, biological process: axon guidance. The transcript is spliced from 7 exons.